AAUGACUAGAUGGAACCAAACUGUUGUCUCCCAGUUCCUCCUCCUGGGCCUACCCAUCCCAACAGAGCACCAGCACCUGUUCUAUGCCCUGUUCCUGGCAAUGUACCUCACCACUGUCCUGGGGAACCUCAUCAUCAUCAUCCUCAUUCUACUGGACUCCCAUCUCCACACACCCAUGUACUUGUUUCUCAGCAACUUGUCCUUCUCUGACCUCUGCUUCUCCUCUGUCACAAUGCCCAGAUUGCUGCAGAACAUGCAGAGCCAAGUCCCCUCCAUCCCCUAUGCAGGCUGCUUGGCACAAAUAUACUUCUUUCUGUUUUUUGGAGUCAUGGAGAGUUUCCUCCUUGUGGUCAUGGCCUAUGACCGCUAUGUGGCCAUCUGCUUCCCCCUUCAUUACAACAGUAUCAUGAGUGUUAAGCUCUGUGUGAGUCUGGUGUUGCUGUCCUGGGUGCUGACCACAUUCCAUGCCAUGCUGCACACCCUGCUCAUGGCCAGAGUUUCUUUCUGUGAGGACAACGUGAUACCCCACUAUUUCUGUGAUGUGUCUACUCUGCUGAAACUGGCUUGUUCUAACACUCAUGACAAUGAAUUGGCAAUAUUUAUCUUGGGAGGCCCGAUAGUUGUACUCCCUUUCCUUCUCAUCAUUGUUUCCUAUGCAAAAGUUGUUUCCUUCAUCUUCAAGGUCCCUUCUUCUCAAGGUAUCCGUAAAGCCUUUUCUACCUGUGGCUCCCACCUGUCUGUAGUGUCACUAUUUUAUGGGCCAAUCAUUGGUCUCUACUUAUGUCCUUCAGCUAAUAACUCUACUGUGAAGGGGACUGUCAUGUCUUUGAUGUACACAGUGGUGACUCCCAUGCUGAACCCCUUCAUCUACAGCCUGAGAAACAGAGACGUGAAGGGAGCAUUAGAAAGAGUAUGCAAAAAGCAAAUUCUCUCAUUUCUGUGAUGGUAACUCUUCAGAUUUUUAUAUAAUUUCUCUAGAAAAUAUUAAUAUUAACAUUAGAUGUUGCUACAGAAUUUUAUCUCAUUGUGGAUGCUUCUGUUUAGAGAUCUCACAACAUAACUUUCACUACACAAAUUACAGGGAGUUUAUAAAAGUAGUUGAAUUUGGGAAAUAAGUUUAGGAGAUCCGAU
Molecule: messenger RNA, 1131 nt
Organism: Peromyscus maniculatus bairdii (prairie deer mouse)
Lineage: Eukaryota; Metazoa; Chordata; Mammalia; Rodentia; Cricetidae
Product: olfactory receptor-like protein I9
Biological process (GO): G protein-coupled receptor signaling pathway
Cellular component (GO): membrane
Molecular function (GO): G protein-coupled receptor activity; olfactory receptor activity
Source: RefSeq, a predicted model, not a curated record